Anthonomus grandis grandis is the source of this 1156-nucleotide messenger RNA. Its product is annotated as serine/threonine/tyrosine-interacting protein-like. Gene Ontology annotation, cellular component: nucleoplasm; cytoplasm. Gene Ontology annotation, molecular function: protein tyrosine/serine/threonine phosphatase activity; F-box domain binding. The record is from RefSeq and is a predicted model, not a curated record. NCBI's taxonomy places the organism in Eukaryota, Metazoa, Arthropoda, Insecta, Coleoptera, Curculionidae. The coding region runs from base 235 to 1017 and encodes 260 amino acids. The transcript is spliced from 6 exons. Gene Ontology annotation, biological process: negative regulation of protein binding; negative regulation of SCF-dependent proteasomal ubiquitin-dependent catabolic process; protein dephosphorylation.
UAUCGAGUAGAUCGUAGUAUCGUCCACAUCUCUAAUAUCAGCACGCUUACAUACCUAGUACGCAUGCGUAAAUUUUAGUACCCUAUAUUCUCUGUUGGAUUUUUUUCUAAAUGAUUUUCCGAGAAAAAUGUACAUGAUUAUACGAAAAGAAAAUAGAAUUCUAAAGGAAAAUCUGUUAAGGGUUUCUUCUCAAAAGGUACUCAUUACUGCUUUAGUUCCAUUCACGCGGAGAAAAUGAUCGAUAUGACUUCAGGUCAUGUUGCAGAAGAGGCCACAAAUGGUGUGAACAAACUUAAUUUAUACACACUGUCGUCAUGGGACUAUUUCUGCAACAAUGCCAUGCAGGAAAUUAUUCCUGGGGUAUAUUUGGGGCCUUAUUCUUCCGCACAAUUCCACUGCCUAGGUACCCUUCGUGAAAAAGGGAUCAGAUACAUUAUAUGUGUACGUCAGGCAACAGAGGCUCAUUUUAUUAAACCACAAAUUAACGAUCCAAAUUUUACAUAUCUUACUUUGGAUAUUGCAAAUCAUGAAACUGAAAAUAUUUUGAGGUUUUUUCCAAAAGUAAAUGACUUUAUAGACGAAGCAUUAUCGAAGAAUUUUAAGGUGCUUGUACAUGGAAACAGUGGAAAUUCAAGAAGUGCUUCUUUGGUUUUGGCCUACAUCAUGGAAAAAUUUGGAUUAGCUUUAAGUGAGGCCUUGUGUUUCGUUAAAACCAAAAGGGCUUCUGUGAAUCUAAAUGAGGGUUUUAAAGCACAACUUUCAGAAUAUGAACCUAUUUACCGGGCAAGACAAAAUCUUACAUUUAAUGGAUCUUCAAGCAACAUCCGAACUAGACCUAAGAGGAAGAUUGAACAACUUACAGAAACUGUCGAAGGUUAUGGAGAAUACGAACUCAUUCCACCGCCCCCCAGUCCCAUACCUUGGGAGGUAGACUCCCCAGAUGAUGCGAACAGUUUCGGCCCACAGAACGCUACUGAUUUUUCGCAACUUUAUAAGUUGUGGCUUGCCAAAAGAUAAUCCUGGCAGAAUCCUUUUGACUACACACACAAACAAUUAUUAAUAAACAUUUUAUUUAAUUACAAUUUUAAAUUGACUUGUUAUUUAUAAAUAGCUACUGUAAAAUAUCUGAAUAUAUAAUUUUGUACAUUGAAACAAA